AUGUUGUUUCAAAUAGUUGCUAUAUUGUUGCUACCGGCUCUUCCUACUUGUUUAGCAGCAGUAGCUGGAGCUGGCCAGGCAGCCGCAUUGGCUGUUCCCGUGGCACCUGCUGCUGCAUUCACAUGUACGGGAACCUCGUUCGCCACCGGUUGUACUGAUUGCAAAACGCUGAAAAUCUGCCUCGGCACUCAGACGCUAGUUGACCUAAGCUGCGACACCAUUCCGGCGACACCAUUUUGUACCGAUGGAAGCUGUUCGGCAACGCCUAGCGUUAGCGAUAUCUGUCCUGUUACAGCGAUAUCCUGCACCGGCGUAGGACUCUAUCCGGAUCCUUUAAACUGUCAGGUGUAUCACAACUGUGUGCAAGCCGGCACCAGCAACUCGGAUCCGUACGUUUGCCCGACGGAUUACGUCUUCGAUGCCGCAACGGGGGUUUGCAAACAGAAAAGAACGGCAGCCGAUUGCGUCCAGGUGCAGUGUCCUACGGGUGGAGUCGGAUUCGGAACCUACGGCACCAGCAAGACGUACUACGCCUUUUGCUACAAGCAAGCUACCACCAACGUUCAAGUGAUCGCUCUUCUUAAGUGCUCGGACGGAGCAACUUUCGACGGUAGCAAAUGUGUGUAUCAGUGCAAAAAAGAGGGUAGCUUCCCGAACACAGCAGAUCCGAGCAGCUACUAUCAGUGCUACAUGGUUUCAGGGAAAUUUAAAGUGGACCUGAAAACCUGUCCAACCGGAAAGAAGUUUGAUAGUACCAAAAAUGCUUGUGUUUGA
Messenger RNA from Sabethes cyaneus, 774 nucleotides. RefSeq lists its product as uncharacterized. The record is from RefSeq and is a predicted model, not a curated record. Gene Ontology annotation, cellular component: extracellular region. NCBI's taxonomy places the organism in Eukaryota, Metazoa, Arthropoda, Insecta, Diptera, Culicidae. The transcript has a single exon. Bases 1 to 774 code for a protein of 257 amino acids. Gene Ontology annotation, molecular function: chitin binding.